ACCCACUAAGACGUCUCUUCCCAACACAAAAGCCUCGUGGAAGUCGCUCCCUAGUCCCUCCUAUCUCGUCGUGUUUCAUUUGAUCAGUCUCUUCACUUCGCAGACAUGGAUGGGUCGGAGUCCAAAGAUUCCAGCGCCUCCGAGUUUAGCCUUGCUGAGAUAGUUGAGAUGGAAAACAUAUACAAGGAUAUAGGAGAAAAUACUCCAAAUCCAGAGAUUUGCCAGGGGAUUGCCAACAGUUUUAAUUUCUCAGCAGAUCGUACAUGGAAACCGGCUAUUAGGUGGCAAGAGGUGCAAAGUUGGUUCCAAGAUAAGCAAAAUGAGACAGGUGCCAAACAAAAGGACUCGACGAUGGCCCUCAGAGUAUUUGUUGAUCGAUCUCAUGCAAAGAUAUCUGGAUAUAUACCUGAAAGUUCACUAAAGCGAAGAGGCGUAAAGGCCUCGGAACUUUCAGAGUUGGCUUUUGAAGCUAAAUCAGCAAGAGAUAAUGCAUGGUAUGACGUUGCUGCUUUUCUAACGUAUAGGGUUAUGUGUUCCGGAGAACUUGAAGUGCGUGUGAGAUUUUCUGGGUUCAGUAACGCGGAUGAUGAGUGGGUGAAUGUGAAAAGAGCAGUGCGUGAGAGAUCUAUUCCCUUGGAGCCUUCAGAAUGCCGCAGGGUCAAGGUUGGAGAUCUGGUUCUGUGCUUCCAGGAAAGGCCAGAGCAAGCAGUCUACUGUGAUGCGUAUGUUAUGGAAAUCCGAAGGCAUUCACACGACAUAAGCGGCUGCAAAUGCAUCUUUGUGGUUCGCUAUGACCAUGAUAACACCAAGGAAAAAGUUCAUUUGGAGAGGAUAUGUUGCAGGCCGACCUCAUAAACUUAAAAUCCCAAUCAACGCCGCUAUGGAGAGCUGUUUCCAUAAGCUGUAUGUAUAGUAGUAGCAGAAUCAGUAGAAGUUUGUUAAAACUCAGUGCUGCUUUUAAAGAUGAUCUAGACUGACAUGCGUUGAAAUAUCCAUUAAUUUAGUCACAUAUUA
Tripterygium wilfordii is the source of this 1014-nucleotide messenger RNA. Its product is annotated as protein SAWADEE HOMEODOMAIN HOMOLOG 1-like. Gene Ontology annotation, molecular function: chromatin binding. The transcript is spliced from 9 exons. NCBI's taxonomy places the organism in Eukaryota, Viridiplantae, Streptophyta, Magnoliopsida, Celastrales, Celastraceae. The record is from RefSeq and is a predicted model, not a curated record. Bases 106 to 855 code for a protein of 249 amino acids.